Molecule: messenger RNA, 819 nt
Organism: Sparassis crispa
Lineage: Eukaryota; Fungi; Basidiomycota; Agaricomycetes; Polyporales; Sparassidaceae
Exons: 3
Coding region: 1-819 (272 amino acids)
Source: RefSeq, a predicted model, not a curated record
AUGCUCCGAACCAAGUAUUCCAAGGCUGUCAAAGGUGAAUCUGAAAUGGAGCAAGAGUUUGUUGAUCUCUCAACCACGAUGACCGAGGACGAUAUCAAAGUGUGGACUGAGCAGGAGACCAUGGCUAUGCGAGAGCGUGGUGAUAAGUUGAACAUAUACAAUGUCCACUUGGAGAAGGCUCCAUCCAUGGGUGAUAUUCACCUUCUGCUCGCGACAGAAGAAAGACAGUCACCCAAUGAGGAGGGUAGAGUCCUGGAAAGUGGAACAGUAACCUGGUUGAGCACUGGAAUAAAUAUCGAAAAGACACAAGAUGACAUACAAGUAAUGGCAAAACACCUCACCAAGCGAAGCUCCACCAUGGACAAGAAUUCGGUGGAGAUGAAGCAAAAUUUGCUGCAGAAAAGAAUUGAUGGAUUUCACAAUCGCGCAAUGGCGCUAUUAGAUGGUGAAGACAUUGAGCACUUAGAAAUCUCCUCUAAUGAGGUGGCAGAUGAAGAGGGUUGGACCAUGGAGGAUGUGGAGGAGAACCCAGAAGAUAUUGAAGAGGAGGUGUUGCCAGAGAACAUCACUCUCCUGCUUCCCUCCUCACUUGGCAUUGAGCAAUGCAAGACAGUGGGAUGGGAGAGCAUUGCACAGCAGGAGUUACAGCUACGGGUUGGCCAAGCCAAUGACUGUCUUGAAGACUUGCGACUCUUGUUAGGUCACAAGUCUUUGCUUUUCCGGACCAAAUUCAGGCACAAUAAGUCUCAAUGGCACAAAACCCGAAAUGCAGCUGAGCUCAGGAAGAUUGGUCAGCAAGAGCGCAAAAUCAUUAGAUGA